Struthio camelus australis is the source of this 2451-nucleotide messenger RNA. Its product is annotated as quinone oxidoreductase-like protein 2. The record is from RefSeq and is a predicted model, not a curated record. Gene Ontology annotation, cellular component: mitochondrion. Gene Ontology annotation, molecular function: oxidoreductase activity. NCBI's taxonomy places the organism in Eukaryota, Metazoa, Chordata, Aves, Struthioniformes, Struthionidae.
CUCGGGGCUACCGAGCGGUGCUGUGCACCGAGCUGGCAAAACCCCUGCUCGUGCGGGACGUCCCGUCGCCCCCUCUGCAGCCCCAUCAGGGUUCAUCCACUGAACUUGCACCAGAAAAGUGACUUGCCCAAGAUCUCCUGGCAGGGAAGCAGCAGGGCUGGAAGAUCCCCCAAGUCCCAUCCCAGUGAACCUGGCAACGUUGCUUUCCUAAUUGGGAACAGGACACAUGAACCAGAUGAAGGUCACAUGCAGAUUGAAAACGGUGGCAAAUACGGCAGGAAAGAGGAAGGUUAAAUCCGGGAUGCGAGGCUACGUGAUGUUCAGAUCUCAUCCCUUUCGGCAUGUCACUUCCAAUACCUGCCAGACAUCCUGAUGUACACCUUGCCCCGACGGUGGGAUGUUCGGGUCACAUUUGCAGUGUCCUUGGAAAAAGCAGAGCUCAGCAACAGUGCUUUUCUCUAUUAUUUGUGCUGGGAACAGGGAUGACAAGCUUAAAAUCCACAGGGCCUCUUGUACCCGUCUACCCACACCAAGGAGAUGAAGCUACAUAGAAGCCCCUUGCUAUGACUAACAUACAUGGAAAGAGAAAAACAUCCCUAAAUGAGGUCCGAGUGGGUGUUCAUUACUGUGGGUUAAAUUUUGCAGAUAUCUUGGCCUGCCAGGGUUUGUAUCAGGAAAAACAUACUCUUCCGUUCACUCCUGGAAUGGAGUUCUCAGGGACGGUAACGGAGACUGGGGAAAACGUGAGCGCCGUGAAGGAGGGAUACCGAGUAAUUGGUGUGACUGGCACUGCAGCUAUGGCAGAGGAGUGUGUCGUCGAUCAGAAGAUGCUGUGGCGGAUCCCCGAAGGGGUGCCCUCCGAGGCUGCCGCGGCAUUGCCUGUCACUUACGGCACGGCCACGCUGGUUCUCCACCGUAGGGCACGUGUUCAGCCGGGGGAAACCGUUCUGGUGACGGCGGGAGCUGGGGCCACAGGGCUUGCAGUUAUCGAUCUGGCUGUCAAUAUUUUCAAGGCAAAGGUGAUAGCAGCAGCUGGAAGUGAUGCCAAAUGCAAGCUGGCUCUGAAGACUGGCGCGAGCCACAGCAUGAACUAUAGCCAGAGCAGUCUGAAGGAUGAAGUGAAGCGACUCACGGAUGGCAGAGGGGCCGACGUGGCUGUCGAGGCCGUUGGCGGGGAUGUCUUCAAGGCAGCUCUGCAAAGUUUGGCUUGGGAGGGCAGGAUUGUAGUGAUGGGUUUUGCUGGCGGAAAAAUCCCUUCGAUUCCUGCCAACUUGCUGCUUCUGAAGAACGUGUCUGCCAUGGGAGUGUAUUGGAGUCGGUACCAGAAAGAGAAUUUCCCUGUUUUCUCCUCCGCUAUCUCCUCUGCUCUUCAGUAUUGCCAGGAAGGAAAGAUACAUCCUAAUAUUGGAGCAGUCUUCAAACUGGAAGAGGCAAACGAAGCUUUUAACCACGUGCUCCAGCGCAAGUCCACAGGGAAGGUCAUCAUCUCCAUGAAGUAAAUCGGUGCUUUCCCUAGGACUCGACCUCCUGCCCUGUUCCUGCCCUGAGGACGAGACUCUCCGACCCACCUUCCCCCAACAGCGGACAAGCAAAAUGAAUCAGGGACAUGUAACUUAGGGACAGGGGCUUAACAAGUUGCUGUUUGUCAGCCGAACAGACAGCUGUAGGUGUUGAUGAGUGUGCGCUUUUAGCCUGUCCCUGUUCUGAGCUUAGCCGCUGGCCGGAAAGGCUCCCGCCGAGGCACGCUGUGUGGCAGAGCAGAGCAGCCCACGCGGACGGGUGAAGCCCUUGCAACUGCUGCCCAGUCGCACAGCAGAUGUUUUGCUUUUGCUCUGUGCCUUCAAACAGCCUGGGGGACCUAGUAGUACUGUCCAGGAUUUCUCAAGUGACUGUACGCAUGUGCUGUAUGGUAACCCUGAGGAUUCCUCAGUGUCAAACUUACCUUAUAAGUGUCCUUAUUGCCGCAGCUGCAAGAGUGCUAAUUUUGACCAGGCUGCCUUGCACCUCAAAAUCUCGAAUAAAUUUACACUGCCCUCAAAAUCUGACCUGACAAUAUUUCUUGGUGACAAAAAAUCGUAUAUGCAUAAUCGAGACAUAAGGUGACUUUUUGCACAGUUUUUCUGACUUUUUCAGGAGGAUUGUAUGGACCACUUUUCUGUUAUUGACAGUGGCCUGAUAUCCUGUGUUGGCUGUAGUUACUGCUAAUGGGAGCAGAGAAGAGUCAAUUCCAGCUUCUUUUAACGUAGUUUGAGUGGGCCAAUGAGCAAGUGAGUCUAGCUGGGGUCCCACUGAUUGCUGUUUGAUUACCUUCAUCCGCACUGCUGCAAACAGAAGGAGACUGAAACUCUAGUAGCAAGUAGGGUAUGCUCUUUCAAGCUGAAAGACCUGAGCUAUAAUGGACUAUAGAGAUGCAAUGCUCAAAGCAUUUGAUCUGACAGUACUUACAUUUGU